This is a messenger RNA of Didymella exigua CBS 183.55, 1611 nucleotides long. RefSeq names its product general substrate transporter. The coding region runs from base 1 to 1611 and encodes 536 amino acids. Gene Ontology annotation, cellular component: membrane. NCBI's taxonomy places the organism in Eukaryota, Fungi, Ascomycota, Dothideomycetes, Pleosporales, Didymellaceae. Gene Ontology annotation, molecular function: carbohydrate:proton symporter activity. Gene Ontology annotation, biological process: carbohydrate transport; transmembrane transport. The record is from RefSeq and is a predicted model, not a curated record. The transcript has 4 exons.
AUGGCAAAGUUUGAUCUAGCUGCGGUAUGGCGCGAUAUGGUCAUCCACCGUCGAGCCUACCUUCUCACCGUCGUGGCAUCCUUUGGUGGAAUGCUUUUCGGAUGGGACACUGGUCUGAUCGGUGGUGUUCUGACGAUGGACGCUUUCCAAGAGUCUUUCAAUCUCAAUCCCGAAGGCGGUAACUUUAAGAACCUCCAAGGCAACAUCGUGUCGGUCCUCCAAGCCGGCUGCUUCUUCGGCGCUCUCGCAUCCUUCUACGUCAGCAACACGUUUGGCCGCAAAUGGGCCCUCAUCAUCGCGGACAUCAUCUUCAUCAUCGGCUCGACGAUUCAGACACUCUGCGCACUGGGCACGACCAGCUUGACACAGCUUUACAUUGGGCGCGUGAUUGGUGGGUUUGGCGUUGGUCUUAUCUCGGCCGUGGUGCCGACAUACAUCUCUGAGAACGCACCCAAGGAGAUUCGAGGACGCUGCGUUGGCUGCAUGCAGCUCUUCAACGUCACUGGUAUCUGUCUGUCCUUUUUCGUCAACUACGGAAUCAACCUGGAUAUCACCAGCCGCUACAACUCGGCCAAAUGGCGCGUUCCCUUUGCGCUGCAGAUGCUUCCGGGCGUCAUCCUUCUCGUCGGAAUUGUCUUCCAGAACGAGUCUCCCCGCUGGCUCGUCGAGAAGAACCGCAUAGAGGAAGCGGCCAAGGCGCUCGCCCACGUUCGUGGCAAGCCUACGGACGAUGCGGAGGUCAUCCAGGAGCUCGACGACAUCAUUGCUGACUUCAACGGCCACGAGAAGAUGCCCAUGAUGGCGCAGCUCAGGUCGGCGUGCUCGAACAAGAAGAUCUUCUACCGCUCCUCGUUUGCAGUUGUGCUUAUGUUUUUCCAGCAAUGGACGGGGACCAACUCAAUAAACUACUACGCGCCCCAGAUCUUCAAACAGAUUGGUCUUACCGGGGGCUCUGCCGGCUUGUUCGCUACGGGCGUGUAUGGAAUCGUCAAGAUUGUGGUGACUGCGAUCGGCCUGAUGGCUUUCACGGAGCAGCUGGGUCGCAAGUGGUCGCUGCUGAUAGGCUCGGGCGGGCAGGCGUUCGCCAUGUUCUACAUUGGCGUCAACCAGGCGGUGCAUCCGCCGACGGGCGUGCUGGACGGCAACGCCAUCUUCGCCAUCAUCUGCGUGUACCUGUUCGUCGUCUUCUACUCGUUCGGCUGGGGCCCGAUCCCGUUCGUCCUCGCGUCCGAGUGCGCGCCCAACCACGUCCGCACGCUCGUCAUGGCGGCGGCGCUGAUGACGCAGUGGCUGUUCAACUUUGUGAUUGCAAAGAUCACACCCAUCAUGCUCGCCGACAUUACGUACGGCACCUUCCUGCUGUUCGGGUCCGCGUGCAUCGUCAUGGGCGUGUACACGGUCUUUUGCGUGCCCGAGACAAAGGGCGUGCCGCUCGAGUCGGUCCACUUGCUGUUCGAGGGCGGCAUCGUGGCGGGCUGCGUCAAGGAUACGUUUCCCGCGACGUCCCGCGCCAAGUCGAUUCGGAACACGCACUACGCCGAUCACGUCGAGGACGUGGACGGUGGCGCGCCGAAGAAGAGGAGGAGCAUUGAGCAUGUCGAGACUGCUUAG